Molecule: messenger RNA, 300 nt
Organism: Dujonia railenensis
Lineage: Eukaryota; Fungi; Ascomycota; Pichiomycetes; Serinales; Debaryomycetaceae
Source: the annotation of a GenBank genome assembly
AUGAAGGCUAAAAUAGAAUUCUUGGGUGGUCUUGAUGUCAUUUCAAGCCAUGUUAGGGAACACAAGGUUAACUUACCCUUCGAAGAAGGUGAUGCUACUAUAAGAGACUUGAUAAGAUACAUCUGUGAGAAUAUCAUUACCGACCCCAAAGAUAUUCCAGUUUUUAUAGAGGACGACAGCGUACGCCCGGGAAUUUUGGUGUUGAUAAAUGACACUGACUGGGAGUUGGAAGGAAUGGAGGAGUACGUAUUGGAAUCCGGGGAUGUAUAUACGUUUACCAGUACGUUACAUGGUGGUUAG